CAAAGACAGCGAGCAGAGACAGAGCUGCAGAUCACUGCAGUGCUGCUCAGCUGCUGUCUGUCGCUGUUUUGAAAACAACCCGGUUCAAUCCGGAAACACUUCAAAAUAAAAGCUCCAAUUUUACUUCGGUGAUUUCCCACUACCAGAGGAUCUGAACCAAGGAGCUAUUACUUUGCACAGUUUUGAGGUGGAAUCACCAGAGGCAGCCAGAUCCCAUCAACAGAGCCAUCCACACGCUGUGUGCUGCCAACUCUCGGAAGGCAGCUGGACUUGAUGGCAUGUCAUGACUCGUACUGAAGGACUGUGCAGACCAGCUAGCUGGGAUCUUUAUCAGGAUAUUCAGUCGGUUUCUGUCUCAGUGCACCCUGCCCGAAGUUCUACGUCAGGUCCAUCUGCCCGAAAAAUAGGUCAUCACCAGUCUCAGUGACUGCUGGCCAGUAGUUUUGACCCCUAUGGUAAUGAAGUGCUUCAACAAGUUCACCAGGAACCACAUCAUGUCCUUCAUUUCUCCCAUGUUCAACCAAAACCAGUUCUGUCCCACUUGGAGCAGAAGCAUGGCUUCUCUUUAGAGACCUCAGCUCUGCCUUUAAUCCUGUCCUCCCCACCGACUGAUGACCAAACUGUUGGACAUAGAAUUAUCACACUCUAUCACACCUUUGGAUUAAGGACUUCCUAAAUAACCGCACACAGUGGGUUAGGAAUGGACAUCGCCCUCUCCACGUCCAUCAGACUCAGCUUCCAUGUGUGUGUGUGUGUGUGUGUGUGUGUGUGUGUGUGUGUGUACACGUUUUUUAAACUUAAUUUUAUUGAGUGACCGUGUGUUCUUUGCCCUGUUUUCAUUUUUACAAUGACAAUGAAGUUUUUAAAUCGAUGACUCCCGUCUCCAGUCCUGGACCUGCAGACUACAGGGAAAUGCCACACAAUUAUCUGUUGUCACUGCUUCAAUAUUUCUUGCACAAUUUUGUUUAAAAGUUUGUACAUUUAUUGAUAAGUUUAUAUAUUUGUGUAAUUAGAAAUCUUAACAGUGUUCAUAAAGAGAACAAUACUGAAGAGUUGUUCCGACUUAGUACUUAGAGGCGGUUAUUAGUAAAAUUAGAGAUCAGAGAACAAAUUCUCUGAUCAAAUGCUGAUUAUCAACUUUAUACAUCUGAGGAAGAAGUACCUAUCAUAAACCCUAUACUUAUAUAAAAGUAGUAAUACUACAGUAUAUGUACAUACUGUAAACCUUUAUGGACUAAUGUUCUGCAUUAAAAUAUAUUUCAAACUCUAUAUAACUGUUGAAUCUUUAAAGUGUUCACCACAGCUGGAGCUAAGUCACUCCUUCAUUUAUUGAUUUAUAUUUUAUAUCAAUCUAACUUGCUAAAUAUGAUUAGAGUUUUAAAUUGAGUUCAUUAUGAAGUAUUUCAUCAUUCAUGAGCUGUUACUUCUACUGUGCACCAGUGGAUGUAAUCAUCCAUCAUGACAGAAAAAUAAUUCCAUACUCAACAAUGCUAUCUGCAAACAUCAGUCUAUUCAAUUCAAUUUCAUUGCCAAAUCACAAAAAACAUCACCUCAAGGGGCUUUAUAUUAUAAGGUAAAGACUCUACAAUAAUAAAAAGGAAAACAAUCAUAUGGCGACAGUGGGAAGGAAAAACUCCCUUUUAACAGGAAGAAACCUCCAGGCUCAUGUGCCGCGACUGCUUGGGAGUGAGGAAAGGAAGACAGGACAUGCUGUGGAAAAGAGUCAGAGAUUAUGAAUAACUAAUGAUUAAAUGCAGAGAGGUGUGUAAACACAUGGUGAGUGAAGAAGAAACAAACACAUGGGAAGCCCCCAGCACCACCAGUGGUAAAAGGAAAAGAAUGGGGACCGCUAUUCUUGUUAACAACUGCUGGUGUAACCCUGCUCACAUCGACACUGAAGAGCAUCUUUUUAGCCCAGAUUUGGAACUAUAUGUUUUUGGUACUCUGACCAUAGUAUUUAUCAUAUUAUUUACCCUGUGAGUUCUCACACAGUGGCUGUAUAUAUUCCUCCCUCUGCAUCUAACAUCAUCACUGUGCUAUAGUCCAGGUAUAGACACAACACCCACGUGCCCAAGACUGGAGGGUUUUCCAGCAUACACAGCCUGUCUAAGGUCAUACCAAAGGAUCUUAAUCAAAGUACAGACUUUGAGUAGAUCACUCCAAAGCUUUGAUUCUGUUUGUUUUUUUAAUCAUUGAGACUUGCUAAUGGACUUUCAAGUAUGUUUCAGAUCAUUGUCCUAUUGCAUAGCCAGGGUGCUCUUGAGUUUCAGGGUACAAACUAAUGGCCGGACAUUAUUCUUCAGGAUAUUCUGGAGGAGAGCAGACUCCAUGGUUCUAGCCUUUUAAAAAAAAAUUAGUUAAUCACAGUUAAUUUGUGAUUUAACAGAGACAUUACUUAUUCAUUUACUCUGUUUUUUUUAGCUGCUCCCAAUAAAGGGGUCGUCACAAAAGAUCAUCUGCCUCCAUCUCCCCCUAUCCCUAGCAUCCUCCUCUGUCACACCAACCCUCUGCAUGUCCUUCUUAACUACAUUCUUGAACGUCCUCAGUGAGCUUUCUCUUUUCUUCCUGUCUGUCACCUCCGUCUACAAUAUCCUUUGUCUAAUAUAGCCACUAUCUUUCCUCUGCCCAUGUCCUUACACAUCUUAACCUCUGUUCUUCUAAUGUACUCAUUUCUAAACUUGUCCAUCCUGGUUUCACCCGGGGAAAAUCUUAACACCUUCUGCUGCCUCUUGUCUUUUUGUCAGUGCCACCAUCUCCACACGAUACAUUGUAUCAGGUCUCUCUACCAUUUUGUAAGCUUUUCCUUUCAAUCUUGCUGCUGUCACUACUCAUGCCUGACUCUCGUCUCCACCCACUCCCUGCACUCAUUUCUUCACUUCUCUUGUGUAUUGUAUAGCUGACCCUAGAUAUUUGACCUCAUCCACCUUCACUACAUCUACUCCUGGCAUAUUCAUCUUCCCACUUAUCUCCCUCUCAUUCACACACAUGCAUUCUGUCUUCCUUCUGCUGACUUUCAUUCCCCUUCUCUCCCCUGCAUACCUCCACCUGUCCUGGUACUCUUCCAUCUGUUCCUGAUUCUCACUUUCAAUCCUGCUGUUUGAUUUGGCCUUAUGAUUCAUUACAUACUGUCUCUCUCACACAGGCACUCGCAUGCCCGGUGCUCAGAUACCCCUCCCGCUUCAGCCAGUUUGCCUUCCUCUGCUACAACCAAGCUCCCUCCAUAUUUGGUUCCACCUACUGGAGCUACUUUUACAUUUAAAACAGUAAGAGCUGUGCUCCACUGUGCUGUAAUUUGGUGGUGAAGACUGUAUUUCUUUACAUACUGGGAGUACCACAUCUUGCUGGUUGUUGAUUCAAAUGCUGAUCCAGCAAAAGUCUACCAGAAAAGGGAGUAAGAGGACGUGUAUGUUGCCUCUUGCUGUAGUUUCUCCACCACUACCAUGAGCUGGAGUUUUCUGACUCACCUGCUGGAAGAAAUCCACAACCAUUCUACAUUUGUGAGCAAGAUCUGGCUCACUGUCUUCAUUGUUUUACGCAUUGUGCUAACAGCUGUAGGAGGAGAGUCAGUCUACAGUGAUGAACAAAGCAAUUUUGUCUCCAACACACUCCAGCCAGGCUGUGAGAACGUAUGCUACGACGCCUUCGCUCCACUCUCACACAUCCGCUUCUGGGUCUUUCAAAUUAUCCUCGUGGCCACCCCUUCACUCAUGUACCUGGGCUACGCUGUCAACAAAAUUACUCGGGCAGAGGAGAAGGCAGAAAGUGGGGGAGUGAAUGGAUUUUCCCAAAAGAAACCCAAGGAGCACGAUCUUGCAUGCAGAAAGCAGCACAGGGACAUUGAAGAGGCUGAGGAUGACCACGAGGAAGAUCCAAUGAUGUAUGAAGUGGCAGAGGUGGAGAGUAACGAUGGUGAAGCAGAGAAGGGAGGCAGCUGUAAUAGAAAAGUAAAAGCCAAAGUGCGCCAUGAUGGGCGUCAUCGUAUCAAAGAGGAUGGAUUGAUGUACUUUUAUGUCUUCCAACUCCUGCUGCGCUCCUUGCUGGAGGUUGCUUUCCUCUAUGGUCAGUACGUCCUCUAUGGCUUUUCUGUUCCUGCCACCUACAAAUGCCGACGCCUGCCCUUUCCUGAUACCGUGGACUGCUUUGUGUCACGGCCAACUGAGAAGACAAUCUUUCUCCUCAUCAUGUACACAGUCUCUCUGCUCUGUCUAGCACUCAAUAUAUGGGAGAUACUUCACCUGGGCAUAGGUACCAUGUAUGAGAUAAUACACUCCCGUAAGACGCAGCUCCCCAAUGAAGACCUGUAUGGGCUGGCAAGAGGACAAGGAGCACUUAACGAGGCAAGAUUGAGUGAGGAAGACUACAGCUCUUACCCAUUUUCUUGGAAUGCACCAGCACCUCCACCUUGGUGGAUAAAUGGCAAACCAGGAGAGCAAACACAAAAGCUCAGAGUAUUUAAAAAACAAAAUGAACAAAACAAUGAAAAAGGCUCAUUGUACUCAAUUACUCUACGUUAUCGUGUUUUACUUACACUUUUCAGUUCUAGUUAAUGACAAUAAAUAAUAUUGAUUUGAAUAAUUAAUGAUUUUAGUACAAGAUACUGAUGAGUAUAGACAAGGUUAUGAAAGUUCAGUAAAAUGAAGAAACAUUUGAAAACAAAAAAUAUAACAACUUACAAAAAAUACAAAAAAGUAAAAUCUUUAACAUUUUAUUAAAUUUCUCAAAGCAUCAACCAAAAUGAGGAAUUUGUACAUGUGUUUAUUGAGCCUGUGAUGUCUACAUCUCACAAACAGUCAAGUGUAGUUUGAAAAUUAAACAUUCUCAAACAAUAGAAACUCAACUGAAACAAAUAGCCAUAAAACUUAAGUCUGGAAACUAAGUGAAUCAAAAUCAAGCUAAAAUAAAACAAAAUAAUAACAAUUAAUUUAAAACAAACUGUAAAAACAGACACAAUUUAAAAAUUUACAAAGCAAGAAGUAAAUAGAACAUAAACAUAACAUAAAAACAUCAGAAGUGAAAAGUAGAAAAACUCAAUACCUAGAGUACUUUAUAAUCUGGGUGUUGUUAAUCCUUUUACUUCAUUAAAGAGUCUUCAUUAUUUCUACUCUAUUUUUUUUUUUUCUGUAGCAGACAUUGUGACUUGUUUAAUAUUUUAAAGGGUACCUGUUAUUCUUCUUUCCAUCUCCAUAUUUUAAUUCUUAGAACAACUCCUUCGUUAGCAGAAGGAUUAAAAAGCAGGUGGGUGGUGCUUCUGUACAGGCAGGGCCAAUCCCUAUUUCUUUAUCUAAAUUGGCCUUAGUUCAACCAGGGGCACAGCAGGGGGCACUCAUGAAAAGCAUAAUAUAUCGCUUUUACCCCUCAGUGCUGAGAAACCUGGGGACUUUCUGUUUCUGUUCAGUAACUCUUCCCUGUUUAAGCAUACAGAACUCUACGGUGUUUCCUGUGGGACUAUUAAGCUGAAGUCCAGCAUAGAGCGGCUGAGUGAAAGUGGUCUGGACUCUGUGGAGGAGAGUCAUGGUUUCAGAGACGCUGUAGAAGGACAAAAUACCUGCUCUGUGAUCCAGGUACACUCCUACUCUGGAGGAACGAGGACCUGAGACAGGAGUGGUGAUAUUAUUAUGUUUGAAAUCAUAACGAUGUUUGUAAAAACCCAAAGCCCACGACUUGUCAUUUUCUCCAAAUCUUUUUUCAGUGUUAUUAUCUUUGUAUGCCACCACCACUAAAGCACCUCCUGAA
Oreochromis niloticus (Nile tilapia) is the source of this 5733-nucleotide messenger RNA. Its product is annotated as gap junction gamma-1 protein. Gene Ontology annotation, biological process: cell-cell signaling. The transcript has 3 exons. Lineage: Eukaryota; Metazoa; Chordata; Actinopteri; Cichliformes; Cichlidae. Gene Ontology annotation, molecular function: gap junction channel activity. Gene Ontology annotation, cellular component: connexin complex. Bases 3441 to 4547 code for a protein of 368 amino acids. The record is from RefSeq and is a predicted model, not a curated record.